AGUUUGUGUAAUGUUUUUAUGCGGUACGGAUAAAAAUAAAACUUUUAUCAACAAUUUCGUCGGGAAAAACGUCACGGGCAGGUAGACGCUGUCAAUUAGACGCCUUAAGCAACGCCACCUGACGGGACAUAGUCAACAAAAAUCCUCUCCUCAGACGGCAACGAAAGUUACCAUGACUACUCACGGUGGGAAGAGUACAAGGAGACAGGACGUUCCUCGUUUGGGAACGUCACUUUGGCCAUCACCUAAUGACCUUGACCUCUCUCCCAGAAAAGUUCGACCAGCUAACGCCUACGCCUUAUUUGCUUUUAAACAAGAUGUUAGAGCAGACUCAAACGGAUUUGUAAGAGUAGAUACUCUAAGAGACGGCGGAACAGCGAAAAUGGCAAUUUCCAAAUCUGAUUCGUUUGAAACCGGUUGCUUUGGAUGUGUCUCAAAAAGAAAAGGACAAAAAGAUAAACUAACCGGCUUGGUUCCGGAAGUGACGAAAUCUAACGGCGUGCUAUCUUGUGACAUCGACUCUAAACAAGAAAUAGCCAAGGAACAGAACAUGCCAAAUGAAGAAGUCGAUCAAUUUGUAGAAUCUAAGCAAAAUGCUAGCGAAACUGCUUAUGAGAAUCGGUUGGCUGUAGUUUUUAAGGAGAUUUUAUCUGAAUUAUCUAUUCAUAAUUUUGAUGCUAUUAAGUUUGCUUCUUAUCGUACGGCUUCAAAGCUACGUUACGUCCAAAAAAGAACUUUUCUUCACCAAAUCGAUAUUUGGAACGUUAUUGAAGCGUUUCGAGAGGGAAAUCUCAAUGCUCCUGCUAGACCGGAUAUUUUAUCGAUAAACUACGCUAUAAGCGUUUUAAAUAGGUUAUAUAGUCAGUUAAAAUUACGAAUAAGUUCUCUUUUGGACUUUUCACCGGAACAAUGUAUAGAAAAACUAGCAUCUAUACUCUACGGUGCUUUCGCCUCUCAGGAUAAUAUCCUCCGUACAAAUGCCUUUAAAGUCGGUUUAGUUUGUUUGUGCAAUAGUAAAUUAUCGGAUAAACUUCGAUAUCUUUUCACUCUGUGCGCCGAUUCGGACGGCUCCUUAGAUCGACAUGCCUUCGAUCAAGUUAUUCAAGAUUUACUAGCCGUUCCCAGUUGUUUGAGAGAAGCACCUUCUUUCGGCUAUUCCGCGGCUAUUGCUGCUAGCUGUUUUGCAGAGCACCAGUCAGUUGAUCUCCCGCAAUUUUUAGAAACUCUCUGUACCUCAACUAACCCACCGCAAUUUCUUAGUUGGUUACACGUACUUUGGCGGAUUUCGUCUGCAGAAAGCGUUUCACACACGAAUAGCGUCUGCCAAGUUUGUAAUAGACGCGAUUUUAACGGAUUGCGUUAUUUAUGCAAUAUAUGUAGUGGUAAAUAUACUCUAUGUCAAAGUUGUUUUUGGAGAGGAAGAACUUCUAAGAAUCACGAAGCGUCCCAUCCAACAACUGAAUUUCAAACAUCUUCAAAAAAGUCUGAAAAAUCACCAGUGAGAUCUUUAUCGAACUCUUUAAAAAGAUCUUUCAGCUGUUCGUCUAGUAAACAUCAACCGGUAGUUACUUUGGCUUCGGAAUGUAAUGAGAAGCGGGUAGACUUGACGCACGUCGUUCCAGCAACUCCAUUACCUAAAAUGAUGAAUGGCAUAAAGGUAUUACCCGAAGAUAAGGCUGACGAUGAACACAGACUUAUCGCUAGAUACGCCGCUCGUUUGGCUGCAGAUGCUGAAAGACCGUCCAGAUCAACUAGUGAAUUAAAUGCGGCGUCUACUUGUAACCGGGCGCAGCGAGAACUGGUAGCCGAACUUGAGGCAAAAAAUAAACAAAUUCUCGCACAAAUUGAAAGGGUUAAGAGCGAAGCAAAUUCUGAUCCAAAUCCAACGCUACUAGCAGAACUACGAAUUUUAAGGUCGAGAAGAGAUGAGUUGGAAAAUCGAAUGUGUGCUCUGCAAGAGUCCCGCCGAGAAUUGAUGAUACAACUGGAAAGCUUGAUGACACUGCUGAAAACUUCCCCAAGUCAUAGUCAUGGAAGUCAAUCGAAUGCUGGCCAUAUGUCACCAAAAUCACCCGUUAGGUCAGAAGGAUCGAGAUCUUUACGAAAUGACCUUCUCCUAGCUGCUGAUAGUUUGACAAAUGCUAUGUCUAGUUUGGUCAGAGAUUUGCAUUCGGGAGAGUCCGACGAGGAAGAUGAAGAAGACGAAGUCAAUUGGAUGAAGGAAAAAGAAUAUGAAGAACAAUUUAUGAUGGAACUAGCCGCCAGGGAAGCACCGCCUCAGGAAGAGAAAGAAUUGUACGACAAUGAACCCUCAGCUUUAGAAAGGAAUGUUCUAUUAGAAGAUUUACAAACAAAAAUAAUAUCAGACGAUGUAGAAACAGAUGCAGAAAGUUAUAUAAGGACAGACGAUGAUGAUGAUGGAACUGAUUGGGAAGAAGCAAUGAGAAGAUGGGUAAAUCGAUGAGUAGAAUAAUUAUGGAUAAAAAAUUUUUUUUAACAUUCUCCGUUUCAAAGUGAAAAAAUUUUCUUAACUGGCUUACACACAGAAAAGUUGUAAAGCUAUUUAAAUAUAAAAAACAUGCAUUUUUUUUUGUUUGUGAUAAAAAAAGAAAAAGUACGUGUUCGUCUAUGUAAUAUAGGAAUAUAUGAAAUAAAAUCCAAUCAAAAGAAGUAUACUCUAUACAAAAGUAUAUGGAACAAAUAUAAUGCUAUAUAAAUUUACUUCCGUGUUAACAAUGUUAUUUAAAAUAGGAAAUAUACAUAUUAUGUUUAGGUUAUGUAAAAGAGGACAACGCCAAAAAGACUUAUCUCAGCUCAACGUUUCAGUGAUAAAUUAUUAUUAACAUUAUACUUGACAGGAAAAGGCAAUGCUCUGAAUCAAGGAUAAAAGAGUAAAAUUUCAGGCUAACUGAACCCAAUGACAUUGCUUAAUAUAGCGUGAAUAUAAGCAAGUUUUGCUUAGAAAAUUUUACCGUUUCCGUUCUAUAUCACCUUCUGUCGAUUUCUUAACAAAUUAGACUAAAGAAUACACUUAAUUAAAAAUCAUCACCUGUUGGAAAAAGUCUUUUCAAAGUUUGUAGCAUAUUUUUAUUUGCCAAGCGUGAAGCUCUUCUUUAUAAAAUCUAACAAUGAUUUCUUAAUGCUAUUUUUACACUUAAGCGUCAUUUUUUCCAAAGAAUUCUUCAUUAAAUAGGUAGAUAACUGCGGAGAUAGCAAAUACACUUUUUUUUUAUAUAAAAACAUCUAUUGUAAAUUUUGUGUAUGUAAACGGGAGAAAAAUGGAAUAUCAGGUCCCUUCUGCAACAAAAUUUUACCCUUUUAGGUCCAGUGCUCUCGGAGAAAUUUCC
This is a messenger RNA of Dimorphilus gyrociliatus, 3347 nucleotides long. The record is from the annotation of a GenBank genome assembly. Lineage: Eukaryota; Metazoa; Annelida; Polychaeta; Dinophilidae.